UUGGAUCUUGGCUUGUCCCCCAAGUUCUUACAGUUAAAAACACUCCUGUCUUCAACUUUUCCAAUAUCAUCAGAUCGCAAAUCAAUAACCAGACCAGAACAAUAAUCCCAUCCUUAAAACAAAAUCUCUGUCUUUUGUUCUUUAAAGGGUAACAAAGAAAUUUAGAAGGAAAAUUAAAGGGAAAAGACCUAAUUUUUUGUUAUUUAGAAAAUAUCCUAACAAAAAAUGGCGAGAUAUGAUCGGGCAAUUACAGUAUUCUCCCCUGAUGGUCAUUUAUUCCAAGUGGAGUACGCACUCGAAGCCGUACGUAAAGGUAACGCAGCCGUCGGUGUCCGCGGCACCGAUAUCGUCGUCCUCGGCGUCGAGAAAAAAUCUGCCGCCAAGCUCCAAGACUCCAGGAGUGUUAGAAAGAUUGUGUCUUUGGAUGAUCAUGUUGCUCUGGCUUGCGCGGGUUUAAAAGCCGAUGCACGAGUCUUGAUUAAUAGGGCUCGAAUCGAAUGCCAGAGCCAUAGGCUUACAGUUGAGGAUCCUGUAACUGUUGAAUAUAUAACACGAUACAUUGCUGGUCUGCAACAGAAGUAUACACAGAGCGGUGGUGUUAGGCCAUUCGGCCUUUCUACUUUGAUCAUCGGUUUUGAUCCCUAUACCGAUGUUCCUUCUCUGUACCACACUGAUCCAUCUGGAACAUUUUCGGCUUGGAAAGCUAAUGCAACUGGGAGAAACUCUAAUUCGAUGAGGGAGUAUCUGGAGAAAAAUUAUAAAGAAACUUCUGGACAAGAAACGGUGAAGUUAGCUAUUCGCGCUUUGCUCGAAGUUGUCGAGAGUGGUGGAAAGAACAUAGAAGUAGCCGUGAUGACCAAAGUGCAUGGACUGCGGCAACUGGAAGAAGCUGAAAUUGAUGCAAUUGUUGCCGAGAUUGAAGCAGAGAAAGCAGCUGCAGAGGCUGCAAAGAAGGCCCCGGCCGCCCCUAAAGAAACCUAGCUUGAUGUCUUGUAUCUCCAUGCCCCGGCUUCUGCUUGAAAUGGUUUCGGUUAUGUCGAUUGGUUGGAGAUGUUGAGUUUCAGCUAC
Molecule: messenger RNA, 1068 nt
Organism: Hibiscus syriacus
Lineage: Eukaryota; Viridiplantae; Streptophyta; Magnoliopsida; Malvales; Malvaceae
Product: proteasome subunit alpha type-7-like
Exons: 3
Coding region: 226-981 (251 amino acids)
Biological process (GO): ubiquitin-dependent protein catabolic process
Cellular component (GO): nucleus; proteasome core complex; proteasome core complex, alpha-subunit complex
Source: RefSeq, a predicted model, not a curated record